AGGCGUGUGUUGAAAAUUCCUACCAAAUUUGAUUUCGGCGAAUAUUACUGCCUCUUUUAUGCUUUCUACUGAUUUAACAAAUCUCCAAAAUCCUUCAUGGUGAGUUAUAUAUAUACUCAUGCUGCUCGAUGAACGAAUCCGUUCCGGAUAUUUGUAGCAUUUAUUGUAAAUUCUUCAAAGUCCAUUAAUGUCCAUAUCCAUCUCUUACUGAUGCAUCCGUUUGCCUUCUUUUUCCUUAUAAUUUGAAAAAUGGGUUUUUGAAUUUUCCUUGAGCUUCCCCUGUUUCUUCUCUACCUUCCCUUAACCAGCAAUCGACAGAAUCCAUGGAUGCCUCUCAGUCUCCUCUUACACAGUUUCCAUCUCUCUCCGAGCUGGAGUCUCGGAUGCAAGUAAUGCGCGUCUCUGCUCUUGAAGAAAACCAAACCGGUGAAACAUUUUCUCAACGUGCUGAAUGGUUUUACCAGAGACGUCCUCUCCUUCUCUCACUCUGUCAAGAUCUCUACGAUGGUUACGCUACUCUCUUGGACCGUUUCAAUCAAAACCCUAAACAAGUCAUUCCUCAUGACAAUGAUACCGAUACUGAUAUCACUUCUGAAGUAGAGAGCAUCUUGUCCUUUCAACAGAUGGAAGUCUCCACUUGUGAUAAGCACAAGAACAUUGAAGAGUUAGUCUCGCAGCUAAUGACUGCAAACUGGGAGAAAGAUACCGCAAAGCACGAGUUGCAACGCAGAGAACAAAAGUUGCAAGAAGCUUCCAAGACAAUUGACUUGCUAAAGAAGCUUGUGAUGUUACUUGACAUGGAGAAAGAAGUAGCUGUAGAGGAAACCGCAAAUCUCGGAUACAAACUCACUUCUCUCCUGGAAGAGAACCGAGAGCUCGCCACUGAAGCGCUGUUUAUGAAAAAGGAAGCAGUUAGGCUUGCUAGGUGCGUGCUUAAGAUGAGGGAUGAACAUUUUCACAAGGUGUGUCAUCUCCAGAACCAAAUCUACACGUUGCAGUCAUCGAGAGAGUCUGUCUACGAAAAUGUAUCCUCGCCGAGCUGCUUUGGAUUGGAUAAUAGUAAGAACAAGAGCAAGAAGAGAAAGAUGAGUGAAACUAGAAGUGAAACUGGAGAGAAAAAGAGAUCCAAGUGGUUAAAGAGACUCAAUACCAUCAAUCCAUUUACCAAAUGUAGCAUUACCCCAUCGUCUUCUCCGCUCCAUCAUGUUGCACUCUAAAUUAGUUACUACUCUUUACAUUGUAUUUCUGAUAAUUCAUUAGGAUUGGAUAAUAAAUAAUAAUAAUGCUUGCAUGUGUUCUAUUUGCCUUAGCAGUGUUUAACA
Molecule: messenger RNA, 1322 nt
Organism: Arabidopsis lyrata subsp. lyrata
Lineage: Eukaryota; Viridiplantae; Streptophyta; Magnoliopsida; Brassicales; Brassicaceae
Product: kinase-interacting family protein
Exons: 2
Coding region: 324-1217 (297 amino acids)
Molecular function (GO): actin binding
Source: RefSeq, a predicted model, not a curated record